Fonsecaea erecta is the source of this 1545-nucleotide messenger RNA. RefSeq lists its product as hypothetical. The transcript is spliced from 3 exons. Gene Ontology annotation, molecular function: zinc ion transmembrane transporter activity. Gene Ontology annotation, cellular component: membrane. Gene Ontology annotation, biological process: zinc ion transmembrane transport. NCBI's taxonomy places the organism in Eukaryota, Fungi, Ascomycota, Eurotiomycetes, Chaetothyriales, Herpotrichiellaceae. The coding region runs from base 1 to 1545 and encodes 514 amino acids. The record is from RefSeq and is a predicted model, not a curated record.
AUGGCUGUCGACAAUGAUACCAAAGGAUGGAUCAUGACAUGCAUCAGUGGCAUUGCAUGUGUCAUUGGCUCUUCAAUUAUAUGCGUCGAUAUAGUGGCACGCCAGUUUCCACGCUGGCGAUACUUUUCGAUUUCCGAGAGUGAUGGGUUUCUAUCAGCGUCGCUAAGCCUCAGUUUCGGGGUCAUGCUGUUCUCCGCCCUAUACUCGAUGCUGCCACAGUCGAAGACGUAUUUUAUCGCCGCGGGCUAUUCGCCACGGGCAGCCUCAUACUUCCUGAUUGGGUUGUUUUUGGCCGGUGUCAUAGGCAUUCAAAUCUUCUCCCGUAUUCUGCAUCAAUUCAUCCCGUCACAUGUCGUGGACUGCGACCACAGUCAUGACGAUGAGGAGGCGAAGGACCACGAGGAAAUGUCAGAACAUGCACAGGAUGAUGAACAUACAAAAGGCCUCCCAAUAUCAAGAAAUCGCCCGGGGCAGACGGAAGAGGAAGAUGAAGACACUCCCUUGCUCUCACGAACCACAAGCCUCAGCCCCAAAAAGCCACAGUGCGAAAGACCUGGGGAGAAUGAAUCAGAGCGCCAGCCUACAUAUCACACCGCACAAACUCAUCGAAGGUCGUCCAUAAUGCCUAAAACGCUGUCGAGGACCCUCUCCAAAUAUAUGGGAAGUCGAAAGGAGAAUUGUGAUGAGACCGGUCCAUGCAUGGGAUUUUCAGACCCCUGUGGCCAGGACUGCUUCAAGGCUGUACAAAGACGAGGAUCUGUGCUACCAGGUCACGGCCCUUUCUUGCGCUCUCCCACGUGGCGCAGCAGUACGACCGAAGUACGUGUGGGCCCGACACUGGGAGAAGCCGACGAGAAUCCUCUGCAGAAUGGGUCGAGUCUCGGACGUCAUAUAACUGAGGACACCGAUACGAGGAGCUUCAAACCAGACUUACACCGUACCAGGUCGUCGACGCAUCACUUCCACCACCCCGCACACCAACACACAAGUAUAGGCGGGUCUGAACGUCGGCCGUCUCAGCAUUCGCACUCUUUCGGACAAGAACAUCAUCAUCAUGUACCCACGAAUGCAUUCAUGUCAAUUGGCCUACAAACUUCGUUGGCAAUUGCAUUGCACAAAGCACCGGAAGGCUUCAUUACAUAUGCAACCAAUCACGCAAAUCCUCAGCUUGGUUUUGCCGUUUUCAUGGCAUUAUUUAUCCACAACAUCACGGAAGGCUUCGCAAUGUCGCUGCCUCUUUAUCUCGCGCUCGGCUCCAGAUUGAAAGCCAUUGCGUGGUCGUCUUUCCUGGGCGGCAUUUCACAGCCACUCGGAGCCGCCAUUGCAGCUUUGUGGUUCAAAAUAGCCAACAGAAGCAACUUAGGUGCUCCAACCGAAGGAGUAUAUGGUGGCAUGUUCGCAGUCACGUCCGGCGUGAUGACCAGCGUCGCAUUAUCACUGUUCUCGGAAAGCCUGCAGCUCAGCCACAACAAGAGCACCUGUAUCGCCUUUGCGUUUUUGGGCAUGGGUAUUUUGGGCUUCAGCUUUGCGUUGACGGCCACAUAG